AUUGGUAUCGUGUGCAAAAUAUACUGUCGAACGCUACAGUACGUAAAUAGCGAUCCGUGUGCAAAAGUAUGCAGUUACGCGCGAUUGAGUGAAAACGUAGGUUAUAGUAUCUAGAGGUGGGAGUUGUUGCAGAGGAGAAAUAAAUAUGAGUGGUGGUAGAGCAGAGGCCAGUACUUGCUACAGAUGUGGCAAAGAGGGUCACAUUGCAAGAGUAUGUCGGGAUGGUGAUAAUCGAGGUGGUGGAGACCGGGCAGAUCGUGGAGACAGGGGUGAAUAUCGUGGAGAAAGGGGUGGUGACCGUAGUGGAUAUUCUAGAAAUCGUGGAAGUAAUGACAAAUGCUACAAGUGCAACCGUCCAGGUCAUUAUGCAUCAACAUGUAGACUGCCAGCUGAGAGGUGUUAUAAGUGUAAUGAAAUGGGACAUAUAGCCAAAGAUUGUGGCAGGGAAAUAGAUUCAGGAGCUUGCUACAAUUGUGGCAAGUCAGGACAUGUACAGAGAGACUGCCCUGAAGAGAGUUCAAGACCAUGUUAUCGCUGUGGAGAAACUGGUCACAUUGCUAAAGACUGUACCGAGGAAAGACGUGAUGAUCGAAAAUGCUACAACUGUGGCGAGAGUGGACAUCUAUCCAGAGAUUGUCCUGAAGAAAGCUCUAGAAGUGAGAGACCCGAGCGAGGUGGAGGUGGUGGUCGUAGCUGUUAUAGAUGCGGAGAAAGGGACCAUAUUGCCCGUGACUGCCCAAAUGGUAAAGAGGUAACAUGCUACAACUGCAACAAACAAGGUCAUGUUGCCAGGAAUUGCGAUGAAUAAAGUCAACUGCUCACUCCAUAAGGCACAGUGCCUCUUUUCAAUAUAUAAUACACAAUUAAUUGGAUUAAGAUGCUUUUUAUUAUUAUUAUUUCUUGAACAGCUUAGGUCAUGGAAACUGUCAUUUUUUUUUGUCGGUAUUUGAUUGAUGUAUUUAGAAAUAUUGCCACCGUUUUGAAAUGUUAUUUAAUGGUUUUGAAAGUAAUUGCUUGUAUUAUAGUCUCUUUUUUUUUUUUAAUUUUUUUUUUUAAUUAAUUAAUUUUGGUUUGAACUUUGACCUUGAGUAGGUGGUAUUGUGUGUUCUUUAAAAGAAAUGUUUAAUGUCUGUAUAUUUGAUUUUUAAAAUUGACUAGAUAUGGUAAUCUUGACUUCUAGAUUUUUGUCAAUUCCACUACUAUAAGAUAUGUAAUUUAUGGCUAUGGAGUUGUUACUUGGCGUAUUUUGAUCUUUUAUACACAUUUGAACAGUGUUGCAUUUUAUCUAUAAAAUAUCCUUGUGCCAACAUGAGGUUGUUUUUAUUUAACAUAAGAUGAAUUUGUGUAUCUAUUGUUUUCAAGUCGUAUACAUGUGAAUGAAAUGCAGCAUUGUUAUAUUUAAAUAAUUGUCAUACAACAUUUCACAGUAGCUGAAAGAGGAACCAAUAUUAGUUACUUUAUUAGUUACAUUAAUUAAAUCAUUGAUGUGUUUAGAUAAGAUAGCUUCCUUUCUGAUAUGUGUGAAGACAAGGUCAGGUCUUAUUUUGUCCAGUGAAGUGAUUUACAUUUGUCAUUUUGCUUUGAUACAUAAAUCAUGACUUAUAAGGCCAAUGUCCUCUUAAAUGAAUGUGGGGAACUUCUCCCAUAUCCAAAUCAAUACUUUGUUUUUACAUGAUCAAAGAGCACAUGUCUUUCAUAUUAUGAAGAGAUAUUUUGAAUGAAAUUAUUUCUAAAUAUAUAUAUAUAUAUAUAUAUCAAUUAUUGGACCUCUUUCAGCAGGGAGAUGAAGAGUUGUGUACUAUAGUUUUGACACCCCUUCAUCUUGAGUGUGGCAGAAGUAGCGAUAAGAGGAGUACAUGUCAUUCCAGUCUCAUGCAUUCAAGGCAGCACAGAUUUAUCAGGUGUUGAAUUACAUUUGGCUCAACCUAGGUGUGCCAGUAUUUUUCAGCAGCAUGUCCUAACUACAAGUUAUGCAUGGUUUUUUUUGCAAUUUAUAUGGAGCAUAAAAAAAUUCUACCUAUCACUUAGUCUCAUUUAAUAUAUGGCAUAGUAAACUCUUGUUGGUUCUUAACUAUUAUUAUUAUGCUGGUGUAACUCAUUGUCAUAAUUGUACUAUAUAGUUAUAUUCUGUCAGUCGUGUAAGAUAGUUCUGGUUUCAUUUUAAAUUGACCUAACUAAACCUUAUGUUAUGUCAUUAUUGAAUUUAUAUAUGGUACUUGCUUUUGAAUUAUUCAAGUACUGUAUUUUUGGUUUAGAGAUUUUGAAUGUUACCUUUAGAUCGUGAACUUGAUAUCAUAUAAAUAGUACUUGAUCAUAUACAUGUCUCUCACGUAAAAUAAAAACCAAAACUCAUUCAUUCAUCAUGUUCAACUGGGCUAUUCUAUAAUGGUUAGAAAUAACUUUAAUUUGUUGUAAUCAAUAUGUUUUAUGAUAUAUAUUUUCUUGAAACGCAUAAAUCUGUGAUUUUAAAUCAAAUAGUUAACACGAGGAGUUGUAUUUUAAUUUGCAAUUAUUGAAAUGUCUUGAGGAGGAGUUCUAUGUAUAAAUGUGUACAUAAUAGGCCUUUAAACGUAUCUUUACCAUGAAUAGAUAGAAGGGAGGCGUUUCAUUGUGACAUACUGCCCCAUGUGUUUUACAUAAACACUUUAUUUUUAGACUUCGUAAUAUGCAAACACAUGUACAUGGAUUGGCCAUGAAAAAUGAUUGAGGAACUUGCUAUGUUAGGGUUCCAAUUCACAAUAUACAUGUAAUUACAAAAUGCCAAACAAGUAUUUUGAUAUAUUUUAAUUAUUCUGAAGGCACUUGUAGUUAACUGGACAUAUUCACAUUGUGAAAUGGAAACCUGUAUUUAGAUAUAUGGGGCAUUAUUUCACAUUAAAUAUUGAUCAUAUUUAUAACCAAGCAAUUUUGUCAUUGUUUUAUUUACGAGGAGAUGUUAAAUUUUUGAAGGUGAUUUCUCAGGGUGCUAGAAAUUUUCUUUUCAGCUGACUCUGUCUGGGUUUCUUUGGUAUUAAUUGGGCAGAUAACUGAUUUAAUCCUACAUUUAUUCGAACAUUUUCUAAAUAUGUGGUAAUUGUUUAAGUCUGUUAACAAAUGUUGUUAACUGACUGAUUCUCCCAAUACUAUACAUAUUUAAUCCUUCAUAUCAAAAAAAGAAAUAACCUUCAUUGAUCAAUUAAAAUUGAUACAUGUCAUUUGAAUAUCAUUUUUUGGGUGGUUUACAGGGGAAUAUGCUAGCUACAUGUAUGGCUUUAUACUUUGGCUUGUUGAAUUGGAGUUGAACUAAACAGUCUGCAGUACAUGCAGGUUUAUCAAUCUAUAUUAUGAUAUGUAACACUUUAUUUUAAUUACUACAGUUGUAUAUCUAUUAAAUCAAUUGUACUUUUGACCUUAUCAGAAGAAAAAUGACAUAGUUUUUAACUGCUUUAUAUCAGUAAGGUCAAUGGAACAUAGUUGAAUACAUAAGAAUCCACACAAUAUUGUAUCUUCUUUACAGAACCUUCUUUGAUAUUUUUCAAAAAUAUGAAUACUUCAACAUUAGGUUGAUUUCAAAUUAUACUGUAGUAAACAGUGAUGCUGUCUUUAAUUUAGUUUUGGUCUACAUCAAAAUCAAACAGAUCAUGCCAUGUAUGAAUGUAGGAAAAAGGUUUUAUUACAAAGAUACGAUAUUGUGUGGAUGUGACUGUGAGGAGAGAAGUCAAUAGUGGGUUAAUAAAGUCACUCUACCCCUAUUGUAAUCAUAAAGGCAGCUGCUGUACAAGAGAAGAGGGGAGUUUGUAUAAUAAACAUUUAUUCAAUGAUAA
Patella vulgata (common limpet) is the source of this 3803-nucleotide messenger RNA. RefSeq names its product CCHC-type zinc finger nucleic acid binding protein. Gene Ontology annotation, molecular function: zinc ion binding; translation regulator activity; mRNA binding. The record is from RefSeq and is a predicted model, not a curated record. The coding region runs from base 146 to 808 and encodes 220 amino acids. NCBI's taxonomy places the organism in Eukaryota, Metazoa, Mollusca, Gastropoda, Patellidae. The transcript is spliced from 5 exons. Gene Ontology annotation, biological process: positive regulation of cytoplasmic translation. Gene Ontology annotation, cellular component: cytoplasm.